This is a messenger RNA of Leptopilina boulardi, 758 nucleotides long. Its product is annotated as kininogen-1-like. Lineage: Eukaryota; Metazoa; Arthropoda; Insecta; Hymenoptera; Figitidae. The transcript has 3 exons. Gene Ontology annotation, molecular function: cysteine-type endopeptidase inhibitor activity. The coding region runs from base 128 to 523 and encodes 131 amino acids. The record is from RefSeq and is a predicted model, not a curated record.
AUAUGAAGAUUAUCAAAGAUUUUCUACCAGUCAUUAUUUAAUUGAAGGUGCUAAGUUAUACAAGCAAAACUAACUUGAAGAAAAUAAUUUUCAAAAUUGUUUUUAAUCAUCAAUAAGUGAAGACAACAUGAAGUUAUUAUUUCAAAUAUGUGUUUCCUUUGUUAUUUUUUGGGAAAUAUCGUGCGACUCAUUAGUCGGAAAUCCACGUCCAGUUGAUGUAAAUAAAGAUGAAAUUCAGCAGUACGCAAAACUUGGUCUUGCGGAAUAUUCACGAAAUUUACAAAAAUCCUAUGAACCACUAAUAGAAACUGUUAUUAGUGCUACAGAACAAGUUGUCUCUGGAACAAGAUAUAUAAUAAAAGUUAAAUUCACUGAAAGCACUUGUUCUAAAGGAGAGAAAAAUAAUGAAUGCCUUUUGAAAGCGAAAGGUGAAUCUGAAGUUUGCAUCGUUGACGUUUGGUCACAACCUUGGGAAGAUAAAGGUGUUCCAAAAGUAACUGUUAAAUGUCAAUUGGAACAGUAAAAUAAAGAUUAUUUACUUUUUUUCAAAAUAUAAGAUGUUAUGAAGAUAAUCCUGAACUAUUUACGAUUUGAUUACAUCAAAAAUCUUUUCUAAAAUUUGGUUUUAUGCUGAAGCAUAAGUAACUAAAAAUACUGAGAAAAUUUAAUUCUGAUUAAAAUUCUUACGUUCUACUAUUUCAAAAUUGUAUAAUAUCUAAAUGGAACAAAAAAUUAAAAUAAAAAAUUUUAUACAAUUA